Molecule: messenger RNA, 342 nt
Organism: Acytostelium subglobosum LB1
Lineage: Eukaryota; Evosea; Eumycetozoa; Acytosteliales; Acytosteliaceae
Exons: 3
Coding region: 1-342 (113 amino acids)
Source: RefSeq, a predicted model, not a curated record
AUGACAAGCAGUGAACAGUUACCAGAAGUGUUGAUCGAGAACAGAUACCCAGAGGAGUACAAGAAGCAUCUCGGUGCUUAUGAGCAAGAGUUCACCAAGAAGUAUCAGUUCAUCAAAGAGUCCAAUGCUAAGAAGGUUGAGCUGCGUGCCUACCAAGAUAUACUCGAUGACUGUUUCUGGACACAGAAGCAGAACUUUAUGAAGAACUGUAGAACGAUUGCAUUGGAGUACUUGGAGCUGUUGAAGUACCCUAACCAGCACAAGAUGAGACAUGAUGCAUCAUCCUUGACGAACACCAGCUGCAGCGAGCACAGGUCAGGUCAGGUCAGGUCGAUCGAUUAG